Messenger RNA from Xiphophorus maculatus (southern platyfish), 3338 nucleotides. It is a transcript of the gene gnptg, whose product is annotated as N-acetylglucosamine-1-phosphate transferase gamma subunit. The transcript is spliced from 11 exons. Gene Ontology annotation, cellular component: Golgi apparatus. Lineage: Eukaryota; Metazoa; Chordata; Actinopteri; Cyprinodontiformes; Poeciliidae. The coding region runs from base 77 to 988 and encodes 303 amino acids. The record is from RefSeq and is a predicted model, not a curated record.
UUGUCACGUGACCGACCACUUGACACAACAGACGAAGAAACCGGAAAUGUAGCGAUUAUUCAUCCAAAAAUCCAUCAUGUGGAGUUUAAAUAGCACAAUAUAUGUUUUAUUGAGGACAUGGCUUGUUUGUGUUUCGCUUUUCUUCAGCCUCGGACUGGCUGGGAAAAUGAAGAUUGUGGAGGAGCCAAACACGUUCGGGCUGAACAGCCCGUUCAUGGCGCAGGGAAAUAGGCUGCAGCCCAAAGUCUCUCCAGCGCCUGUGUCUGGCCCGGCGCAUCUACAUCAUCUUGCAGGAAAGUGCUUCAGUCUCAUAGAAUCGAUGUAUAAAUACGAGUUCUGUCCCUUCCACAACGUGACUCAGCACGAGCAGUCAUUCAGGUGGAACGCCUACAGCGGCAUAUUGGGGAUCUGGCAGGAGUGGGAAAUGACCAACAAUACUUUUACAGGCAUGUGGAUGAGAGACGGCGACACAUGUGGAACCAGAAACAGAGAAACAAAGGUGGUUCUAGUUUGCAGCAACAGCAGCAAACUGGUCCAGGUGUCGGAGCCCAGCACCUGCGUUUACUCGCUGACCUUUGAGACGCCGCUCGUCUGCCAUCCACACUUGCUGCUGGUGUACCCCACCCUGAAUGAGAAGCUGCAGAAGGAAUGGGACGAGGUGGAGCAGGCUCGCUACGACGGCCUCAUUACUGAGCAGGGGUACAACAACCUUCUGAAAGACGUUUUUGAGGAUGCUGGACUCCUGAAGAGCAACAAAGUGAUGGAGACUGUUGCAGAGGCUGAAACACGUUCAGAAAAACACAACUCCUUACAGAAAUGUCAAGAAGAUUAUCAAAAGCAGAAUGAAGAGAUAGCGAGGCUGCGGGCUCUCCUCACCCUGAAUAAUAUUCCCUUUGAGUCACAGCAAAAUGAGGAGAAAGGUGCAGCGACAGCGCUGGCUACAGAUCAACACCUGAGAGGAGACACGGGCCUUUUUGACCAGCUGUGAAGAUCUCCUAUACAAACAGGAUGUUCAGGGUUUUUCUGUUUGUUUUUAAGAUUUUCAGUCUCUGAGGUCCACAGGAAAACAGUCCCACAUGUUUGGAUGUUUUAUAUGUAGUUUGGACUUUAACCUGUGUAUUUAUGUUAUGUGCAACAUCGUUGGAAUAAAAAAAAACACACAAAAAAUGCAAUAUGUCCUUUUUUUAAUUACAAGAAUAAAGUCAUAAUAUUAUGAUCAAAAUUGAGCAACAAAGUCGUAAUACAACAAAACCUAACUGAUAAAGUUAUACUGUAUGACUUUAUUUUGGUAUUAUUACAAGUUUAUUUGCUUAGUACGACUUUAUUCCAGUAAUGACUUUUUUCUGGUAUUACACCUUUAAUCUUGUAAAAACUGUAAAACUUUAUUCUGAUAUUAUUGCAAUUUUAUGCUUGCUGAGACUUUAUUGCAUUUUUUAUGACUAUUCUGAUUUUCCUAACUUUAGUUGCUCAUUGUGACUAUUUUUACAACUCAACUUUUCUUGUGUUAUUCUAACUUUAUUCUUGUAUUUUUAUGACUUAAGUUGUUCCUUAUUAUGACUUUUCUUGUGUUAUUCCGACUUUGUUCUUGUAUUGUAAUACAAUUAUUUAGGUAAUGAUUGUAUUAAAGGGAUACAUUCCCUUUAAUACGUAGCUUAAUCUGCCUCCCGCACUUGAACUAUCUGAAAGCACAAAUCCACAUUUUUCGCCUCUCUUCGGUUUCAGCACACAUGAUCUUUAAAUCCUUAACUUGGCCUUUGACUCUUGAUCAUGAUGCAGGCUUGAUGCAGAAGUUGAAUUCAGUAGGAGCUCCACAUCGUUUGCAGCCGUCAACCCCUCUGUACACGUUUGAAACAUUUAGAUUAGCGAAUUCUUUUUAGCUCCCGAUAACCUGUUUACUUGGUGGAUAUGUAAAGACCAGACCGUUGGAGGGUGAAGAACAUCUUCUUCCAAGACGUCUUCAAGUAUCCCUUCUAUGCAGAAAAAUCCCUUGAUCUGAGGAGAUUUCCCGUUCGAGGUCAGCUCCCGAAUGAACACUGUCCACGUCGUCUUCCUCAUGGCGUCCUCGCUGUUGAGAUCAUUGCAUUUGCAAAGAAGCGCCACUGUAUAUGGAAGAACUCGUACUUGUCGGGUUCUUUUGGAGAACAUGAAUCUAUCUGAAUAAAGCAGACUUGCAUUAAGUUUUUUUAUUAGAGAAAAACUGAGCCUUAUUGAAAAUAUAAAGAUUCUGCUUAAACCCAGAAAUCAGUCGUAAUCAAAUACAUUUACUUGAGUAACAGUUUGAAAAGAAAUGCCCUUUUAAAAGUAUUUUAUUGCACAAAACCUUUGACUUUUCCUUGAUUUGUGAACUAAUACUUGUAACGUUUACUUCCCUACAUUAAGAAAUAUUUUAGUUACUUUAAUGAGGAUAUACAUAAAAAAAAUAUUAUUAGUGAUGCAGCAGGUUGGCCGAAAGGUUCCUGGACCAAAUCCUGAGUAACACUACUGAUACUUUAGUAUGCUUUUAGGCCUUCUUCACACAUCUACGGAAAGGCACAACUGCCACAAACAGCCACUUUUGCUACACGUCUGAUUAAGAAGUCACACAAAUUCACACUCCGGCUUUUGACCGAAAAAAACCAUAAAAUACGGCAAAAGCGUCAUUAUUUUUUUUAUGCCGUUAUGUCACAUAAUUAUGCGUCACUAAGCACUAACAUGUAACAUUCAAUAACCUCAAUAAAUGCCGUAAUUCUUGGAGUUCAGAAGGCAGUCUUAAAACGUCAUAAGAAGUAGCAUUUUGACAGGAUUUUUUCUGCAUUUUACACCAUCUUAAGUCAUAAAAAGGUGGUUUUUUUGUGUAGCUUUUUAACAUGAAACUUGGUAAAAGUGGUGAUUUGUGGCACUUCUAGCUUUCCAUACACCUCUGACUAAUACCACACUACACAAAAAACUACAAAAAAUAAACAACUUCAAGUAUCAGGAGUGGUAUUAAUGUACACUUAAAUAUAUAGUGUAUAUUUCUGAUCCUGUGUGAAUGAAAGAACAUUUACAAUAAAUUUACUCUUGAUUUUUCAUAAAGAAACAAAGUAAAGCAGUAAAAUUAUUUACUCUAAAAUCAGUUUAUAGGAAAAAAAAAAUUUAUUAUAAGAAUCAUCAAAUAAAUAUGCCAUAUAUAACUGCUAAGUAUGUAAAUCUGUGUUCAAAACAGAUAAAUCAUAUUUGGUAAAUUAGAAUAUGUAUAAAAGUAGUGAUUUGAGGCACUUCUGGCUUUCCAUACCCCACUGCCUAAUAACAUGCUACACUAAAGAGUAUUAUAUUUCUGAUCCUAUAUGGAUGAAAAAAACAUUUUCAACAAAUUUACA